Messenger RNA from Spea bombifrons (plains spadefoot toad), 4590 nucleotides. RefSeq lists its product as uncharacterized. Lineage: Eukaryota; Metazoa; Chordata; Amphibia; Anura; Pelobatidae. Gene Ontology annotation, biological process: DNA integration; DNA recombination. The coding region runs from base 322 to 4002 and encodes 1226 amino acids. The record is from RefSeq and is a predicted model, not a curated record. Gene Ontology annotation, molecular function: DNA binding. The transcript has 2 exons.
CAGUGCCUUCAGGCAAGAAGUCCCUGCGUAAAUCUAAACAUCUCUCAUCACUCCCUACUGACAGUCAUACUUCUGUCAAGAUGGACAAGGGUUAUAAUCCUGUCUCAGAGAGCGCUGGUGCACCGCGCAAAAGAGUCACUGGCCGGACAAAAGCGGCCAGAAAUUGGAAACGGGCUAAAGCUCAAUUGGAUUCGUCAGCAUCUGACGAGAGUGAUGGGGAUUUAGAUUCCUAUAGAGAAUCGGAAUCUGAUAGGUCUGCUGGUGAGGACUCCCCUGGGCCCUCUUUUUCCUCUCCUAAGGGAGGAAGCAGACUCGGCCCCUAUGGCCGUUGGGGUAGAUUUUUGUGUCAAAGACCCUCAGGGUACUCCCCUCUUUGACCCUGAUGAUUUACGCCAUCCACGGUCAGCUGAAUGGGACCCUCCAGCCCACAUUGCUCAGUACUUGGCACUUCGAGUGCGCAAACCCCUCUCUAAGGAGACUAGGCGUAAACUUAGAGCCGAAUGCCCUCGUCCACUGGUGCCGGAUGGAGUCUGCAAAACUCCUGAGGUUGACCCUCAGAUUAUUCAGUUCCUAUCUAAGACCGGCUGGAAACCCAGGAAGGCCCUAGAAUUUUCCCUGCGUAAUUGUCAGGACAAGCUUUUAGAUACUCUUGGUCCUGUUACUAAGUUGUUUGAGUUAUUAGAAGCGGGCAAAGCUUCCCCGGCUGCUUUCAAUUUUGACGAGGCCCUGGGUUGGCUUCAGCGCCUGGUCUGCUUGACGGGCAAUGCCAAUUCCGCUCUCUGUGCCGAACGGCGCAAAUCCAUCUUAAUCAAAAUUGAGCCCAAACUGGUGAACAUGGCUACUAAAGAACCUGGCCAGGCAGCUAACGGCCUCUUAUUUGGAGAUUCCUUUGUUAAGGAUGUUGGCUCAUUUGUUAAAACCUUUACAGCCUUAGACAAGGCUCAAUCCUCCAUGAAACGGGUUUUUGCCCCUAAGGUUUUCGCAGGGGCUGGACGAAGCAGGGGCCGUUCAUCCGGCCGUGGUACCAGGUUUCACGGAACCUACAGAGGCUCCUUCACACAGCGCCAAGCCUUUGCUGAGCAGCGUCCAACUCCCUUCUUCCCGUCACGGGGGAGACCUGCCCCCUCUCGAGGUUCCCGAGGAUUCACCGCUUCCAGACGUCCUUACGGUGAGUACAUUGUUCCCUUCUUCUCCUCCUCAAGUGGGUGGUCGUCUAGCUCAUUUUUAUCAGGCCUGGGCUUACAUUACUUCCGAUGCAUGGGUAUUAAACACUAUCAGGGGUUACCAGAUAGAACUUACGGCUUUGCCUCUCCAGACUCGCAUUCCUCUCACUGCUCAAUUUCAGUUUCCUCAAACUCUCCUGAUUUCUCAAGAGAUUCAAUCUCUUUCGGAAAAAGGUGCCAUUCUCAGCAUCCCCAGGGACACUCCAGGUUUUGUCAGUACUCUCUUCCUCGUACCAAAGAAGGGAGGAGGCGUCCGUCCGGUCAUCAAUCUGCGACCUCUCAACGCUUUUGUCGUAUACCGUCAUUUCAAAAUGGAGGGUAUUCACUGCCUCAGAGACUUGCUGUUGCCGGAGGACUGGAUGGUGAAGCUAGAUCUUCAGGACGCCUAUUUCACCGUUCCUAUCGCUCUGGAACAUCAGGACCUUUUGCAGUUCCUUUGGGAGGAUCGGAAAUGGAGAUUUACGUGCCUGCCAUUCGGCCUCUCAUCAGCCCCGUGGUGCUUCACCAAGGUAAUGAAACCGGUGGUGGCGUUUCUUCGUUCCCGAGGUGUUCGCCUUAUCAUUUACCUGGACGACUUGCUCCUCAUGGCUCAGUCUCCUCUGCUCCUGCAAACUCACCUCGACUGGACUCUACACCUCCUUCAGUCGCUCGGUUUCUUGAUCAAUUGGGACAAGUCCUGUCUUACUCCUUCUCAAGCCAUCGAAUUUCUGGGAUUCCAGGUAGACUCCGUUCAUCAGUCUCUUUGCCUUCCUCAGCCGAAGAUUGUGGCGAUCAAGAAGGAAAUCAGGAAAUUGCUUCGCCUCGAGGUCAUCACCAUUCGUCAGGUCGCACGGAUGAUAGGUCUGUUAUCCUCCUCCAUCCAGGCCAUAUUCCCGGGCCCCCUUCACUACAGAGCUCUUCAAAGGCUAAGAAAUUCUGCGCUCUCUUCUACUCGUUCUUACGAAACUUGCAUAUCUCUCGACGAAGAAUCCAGAGACGAGCUGACCUGGUGGUUGUCCCACAUGGAGGCAUGGAACGGCAGGGCCAUUUUUGGCACCGUUCCGGAGGUGUCCAUAGAAUCGGAUGCCAGCUUACACGGUUGGGGAGCGCAUUGCGGAACCGUAUCUACAGGUGGCAGAUGGUCCACAGAGGAGUCUUUCCUUCAUAUCAACUGCCUAGAACUCUUGGCAGGAUCUUUUGCCAUCCGCAGUCUUGCUCCCACUGGAGCCUCUUGCUCCAUUCUACUCAAGAUGGACAACGUAGCAGCCGUACGUUACAUCAAUCACCUGGGUGGCACGAAAUCCAAGACGCUAGCUUGUCUCGUCAGGGAUUUUUGGAAAUACUGCCUUCUUCACGGGAUUUCCGUCACUGGGGUUCAUAUUCCCGGCCUAUCCAACUACACGGCGGAUUGGAACUCGCGCUUCCUCAGGGACUCCGGGGAUUGGCGUCUUCAUCCAUCCGUCUUCCUCAAGCUCCAACGUCUGUGGGGGCCGAUGGUUCUGGAUUUAUUCGCGUCUCGUCUCAACACCCAGCUGCCGAGGUUUUUCAGCUGGAGACCAGAUCCCGACGCGUUGGCCACAGACGCUUUUCUUCAACAAUGGCCUCAGGCUCUACUUUAUGCGUUCCCUCCAUUCAAUAUGAUUGCCAGGACGAUUUUGCAGAUGCUUCGUUUUCAGACGUCAUUAGUGCUGGUGACGCCACUGUGGAGGUCCCAACCUUGGUUUCCCAGACUUCUAGAAACGUCGGUGGACUUCCCCCGGAUCCUUCCUCUCUUUCAGGAUCUCUUGCUCGACCCGGAUCUUCGUCCUCACAACCUGGUUCUUCAGGGCAAGCUCCAACUGAUCGCAUGGUACAUUUCAGGGGUCCCUGGUCUGUCGAGGGAGUUUCACAACAGACUCUCCUCCUCCUGGCCGAUGCUUGGGCCCCAGGGACUAGGCGAGCCUAUUCUUCAGCCUGGCGUUCCUGGUCUCGCUGGUGCCUGGACAGAUCAUUGGAUCCCGUUUCUGCCCCUUUGAGUUCGGUUUUAUCGUUUCUUACUGAUCUUUUUGAAAAUCAGAAAGCCUAUCGUACGGUUAAUUUAUACCGUUCUGCUAUUUCGGCAGGGCAUGUUCACCUGGACGGGGUUCCGAUUGGUCAGCAUCCAUUGAUCUGCCGUCUCCUUCGGGGUAUUCCCUUGUCCAGACCCCCUUUACCCCGCUAUUCUUCCACAUGGGAUGUUGAUGUCGUCCUACGUUUUUUGGAGAACUGGCCUCCCAAUCCGGCCCUUUCGCUCAAACAGUUGUCCGCUAAGCUCUUACUCCUGUUCUGUGUAUUAUCUUGUAAGCGAGUUUCGGAUGUCAGGGCUUUAGACUUCUUUGCUAAAGUUUAUAGACCUGAUGGAGUCUUAUUUGAUAUUUCUAGGAGAACGAAGACCAACAUUAAAUCUGUCUUUUACCCAGCUUUUCCUCAUCGACCUCUUUUAUGCCCUGUUCUUUGUCUCAGGGAAUAUGAGCUUCGCACUCAGUCCCUACGGGAUCCCUCAUCUCCUCCUUUGUUUAUCUCCUUCAAACUUCCGCAUUGCCCUGUUUCUACUUCUACUCUUUCCAGAUGGCUUAAGUGGAUACUUCAGCUGGCGGGCAUUGAUAUGUCCAUUUUCUCCCCUCACUCGGUUCGUGGUGCCUCUGCGUCCAAAGCAUCUUCUAUUGGUUGCCGUAUGGAAGAUAUUCUCAAGGCGGCUGAUUGGUCCUCAGAUUCCACCUUUAAAGAAUUCUACCUUCAUCCUGUUCAACAUUUCUCUACACGUCUGGUGGAUCAGCUUUGAAAUUGCAUAAUAGGAGCCUCCGGGUCAUUAAUAAAAUUCAAAGAUUUUACUAUUAUCAUGACGUAAAGUCAUGAUUUUAUUAAUGACACGGAGGCGAGUAUUAUUCCCUCCCUUUCUUUUUCCCUCCCAUGGGACGUGAGAAAUGUUUCUUUUUGGUUUACGGUAAGGAUAGCUACGUUUGUAUUCUUUUUGCUAUAUUUCAUGAUGUCCCAAUCUAUAUACGAUUUAUGCGAUAUCUGUGUUUUAUGACCUCAUUGGGUAUGCUGAAUUCCAUGGUCGCUACCGUUACCUCUUUUCUUCUUUUCUAGUUUGAUCUUCUCUGCAUGGUUUGGUUGCCAGUGCUUUAAGAUGGAUUGGAGUUUGAUGUCCUGUUCUUCUGUUCCUUGAUUCGGUUCGCCUGGUUCUGCAAAGAAAGAGGAAGUUCUGCAGGAUUGCACUCCCUUUGAUGCUGAAGAGACCUGUUCAUUGGCUGGCCUAUCUCUAGGCAGAUUCAUGUUUGAUGGUUGGAUUUGGUUAACUCUUUCAGUCAAAAGUUUUUUGCCCUCAUUCUUUGCUGCUGAGGGAGUAAUAAAGAAAGAGAUUGCAUAA